Messenger RNA from Cyclopterus lumpus (lumpfish), 517 nucleotides. It is a transcript of the gene ndufb3, whose product is annotated as NADH:ubiquinone oxidoreductase subunit B3. The record is from RefSeq and is a predicted model, not a curated record. The coding region runs from base 159 to 437 and encodes 92 amino acids. Gene Ontology annotation, cellular component: mitochondrion. Lineage: Eukaryota; Metazoa; Chordata; Actinopteri; Perciformes; Cyclopteridae. Gene Ontology annotation, biological process: electron transport chain; mitochondrial respiratory chain complex I assembly. The transcript has 3 exons.
CUAUCUUCACACACCAUGAAGGUGUCGAUAACGCGUCUCAGAACAAAUGCUGCCGUUGUGUCUGUCCAGCGACACGACGUAAGUCAGCUCGGUUACUUAGCGUGAUGCUAGCGUGAUGCUAGCAGUGUCCGGUGUUCAGAGGGAUCUUUCAUUCUCGCAUGGGAGGUGACCACGGCCACAACAAGAUGUCCAUGCCAGACUGGCGGCAGUGGAAGGUGCAGGGAACGCCACUGGAGUUCACCAAGCAGAGACUGGCAGCCAGGGGCCUCAAGGAUCCAUGGGCACGCAACGAGGCUUGGAGAUACUCCGGCGGCUUCGCCCGUGCUGUGACUCUGUCUGAUGUGCUGCUGAGAGGAUUCAAGUGGGGCUUUGCUGCCUUUACCGUUGCUCUGGCUGUCGAGUACGCCCUGUUCCCACCCAAGAAGGGCGGCCACUAAUGCUCAUCGUUGUCCCCAGAGUCUGGAGUCUAAUAAUAUUCUGUAUUUCCUGUUCAUUAAAUGUUUUUGUGAUCACCCCA